AUGACGUCCUUUGGCGCAACUAAAAUUUGCGACCUCACAUCUGAUGGAAAUAAUUUUGUAACUACGUUCAAAAUCCAAGGCCAAGUGUACCACAAGAUUGGGUCAUUAAUGCCAAUGCCUAAUGAUGAUCCAAAGUUUCUCCAAAUUUAUUUUAUGGGCAGUUGUGAGGAACGCGUAACAACUCGAGUAUCGCCUCAAUUAAGAAAUGAUAAUUAUCAAAUUGUCAUCAAAGCCGACAAAGUACCUGCAGGAGAACACGCUGGAAGGUUCAACGCGCCAACCGUAGAUGAAGUUGCUGUUAUUAUGGUUGGUGAUCCAGUUAACAACAGAGACCUCAAAAUCAUACCUUUUGCGAUGACUAUAAAUAAAUCUCAAGGCCAAACAAUGUCUAUUUACGGUUUGGAUUUGGAAAACACAUGUUUCUCACAUGGACAGCUAUAUGUUGCCUGCUCACGUGUAGGAAAACCAUCAAAUCUCUUCGUGUUAGCGAAAGACAGGUUAACCAGGAAUGUUGUACACAAAGUAGUACUUAGAUAA
This is a messenger RNA of Sipha flava (yellow sugarcane aphid), 537 nucleotides long. RefSeq lists its product as uncharacterized. The record is from RefSeq and is a predicted model, not a curated record. The coding region runs from base 1 to 537 and encodes 178 amino acids. The transcript is spliced from 3 exons. Lineage: Eukaryota; Metazoa; Arthropoda; Insecta; Hemiptera; Aphididae.